CCGACGCAUGUCCCUGGCACCGUGGAGGGAAUGCUCCUCCCCCCAGCGUGCCCUGCGGUACGGGGGCUGGGUGGGGGGGGGGUGGGGGCGAACCCGGAAGUUCUGGGCCGAGUUCCUGGUUGCCAACGAGUCCCAUCCCGAGUGGAUGGAAACCGGCGACAUGGCGGCGUCCGGCCCAGCGCUGUGCCUCUUCGACGUGGACGGGACGCUGACGGCCCCGCGACAGAAAAUUACCAAAGAAAUGGAUGGCUUUCUACAAAACUUGAGGCAGAAGAUCAAAAUUGGUGUGGUAGGUGGGUCAGACUUUGAGAAAGUGCAGGAGCAGCUGGGAAAGGAUGUGGUUGAAAAAUACGAUUAUGUGUUUCCAGAAAAUGGCCUGGUUGCAUACAAAGAUGGGAAACUCUUGUGUAAACAGAGUAUUCAAGGUCACCUGGGCGAGGCCCUAAUCCAAGAUCUAAUCAACUACUGUCUGAGCUACAUCGCAAGAAUUAAACUCCCGAAGAAAAGGGGUACUUUCAUUGAGUUCCGAAACGGGAUGUUGAACGUGUCCCCAAUUGGGAGAAGCUGCAGUCAAGAAGAACGCAUUGAGUUUCACGAACUCGAUAAAAAAGAAAACAUCAGACAGAAGUUUGUAGCAGACCUGCAGAAAGAGUUUGCAGGCAAAGGCGUCACGUUCUCCAUAGGAGGCCAGAUCAGCAUCGAUGUCUUUCCUGAUGGCUGGGACAAGCGGUACUGCCUGAGACACGUGGAAAAUGACGGCUAUAAGACCAUCUAUUUCUUCGGGGACAAAACCAUGCCCGGAUCAAGUGAGAGGCUGGAUCGUUCACAGAGGAGGAGCUGCACGGCUGCCCUCCAGAUCUUUAUGUGGACCAGCCUGCCUGUCCUGGCAUCACCCAGACCUGGGCCUAAGGGGUGGGCGCCGUCCGACGGGUGGUCCUGUGACCCUCACUCCGUGCUUUGAGUUCAGCGAGGUCCUCGUGCUGCUGGAAGGCAGCCCACGGAAGAGCGCUUCCCAAGGAAACGGUUCACAGGUCACUUUUCAGAAUCUGGACUUGUCAGGACCCGCAGACCCACAGUCCGCUCCAGUCCACAGCACGGCCUCUGCUCAAGCCUGGCCCAUCUGAACAGGUGUCUGCACGCCCGCUGCCCCACCCCCACCCCACCAGGUGCUUUCAUCUCCACAAGCCUCCCAGGCCCCACCAAGCUUGUCCUAGCUGGGGGUCCAGUCGGGGGCCGUCUGUGCCCACACGCAGGGCCGACGUUGCUCAGUGGUUCCCAGGACUGAGCCACGCAGGCGGACCUUUCCUUGCUGGGUUUUGCAAGCGAUACUGUAACGACCUUUGACAAUGCAAAGCAGCAAAUUAAAGUUGAUUUUAUUGUUUCCUGUUUCUCA
Mustela erminea (ermine) is the source of this 1393-nucleotide messenger RNA. RefSeq names its product phosphomannomutase 2 (gene PMM2). The coding region runs from base 8 to 961 and encodes 317 amino acids. The record is from RefSeq and is a predicted model, not a curated record. NCBI's taxonomy places the organism in Eukaryota, Metazoa, Chordata, Mammalia, Carnivora, Mustelidae. The transcript has 8 exons. Gene Ontology annotation, molecular function: phosphomannomutase activity. Gene Ontology annotation, biological process: protein N-linked glycosylation; GDP-mannose biosynthetic process; mannose metabolic process. Gene Ontology annotation, cellular component: cytosol.